Messenger RNA from Acanthaster planci (crown-of-thorns starfish), 2153 nucleotides. RefSeq names its product pyrroline-5-carboxylate reductase 3-like. The record is from RefSeq and is a predicted model, not a curated record. NCBI's taxonomy places the organism in Eukaryota, Metazoa, Echinodermata, Asteroidea, Valvatida, Acanthasteridae. Gene Ontology annotation, biological process: L-proline biosynthetic process. Gene Ontology annotation, molecular function: pyrroline-5-carboxylate reductase activity.
UUCUGAAUGCUGUACGUGCAUGGAGUAUCUCCAGCCACGAUUUGGCAAGAUUUAAGGGACAAACGAUCCCGUUGAGGGUUUCUUUUCCUUUUAAAGUUUUAGGCCUAAUGAGGCCGAAUAAUUAAUUCUUUUGCUUCUGUCCCUUUUCAUUUGAAUCUGCGUGAAACAAGCCGCCAUAGUGCAGUGUUUCUCAUUUAAAACAAAAGACAAUUCUCCCUUUUCAUAAAUUUUGCAUAUAUUCAAAUACGUAAAAUAAUAUUCGAAUAUUGAAAAAUCGAUCAAAUAUUCAGAUAUUCGGCACAGCACAGCCCUGAUAUUUUCCCCACUAAAUUUGAGUGUUACUGUUAGGCCGAUUGCUUUCUGAUGGAAGAAUUAAAUCAUUCACCGCUUCGAGGAGAAAUGAGCCAGUUCGCUAUUUCAAAAAAGGAAAGUCAGGAAUGAUGCACACUCGUGAGUCUGCAUUGGGCCAUGUAGGGCAGACUUCACUUGUGCAUUCAUUUUGGGCAUGUGCUGUUGGAAUACCAAUUCACUUUUGAGAGAUGCCUUCGUAUGGAAGUCUUCCCCAAAGGAAGACAAAAGAGCAGAGCAAGUUGAGACAUGGCGGAUUGUGAGAGAGCAGAUCUGUCAGGUAUGACAGUGGGCUUUGUAGGCGGAGGUAAUAUGGCGCAGUCCGUCAUCAAGGGGCUACUGAAGGAAGAUCUUGUAAAACCAGAACAGUUCCUCAUCAGUGCACCAAGCGACAAGAAUCUCAACAAGUGUAAGGCUUUGGGACUUCGUGUCACGCACAGCAAUACGGAGGUUGCACGAGAGAGCAACAUUGUCUUCUUGGCUUGCAAGCCCUAUCACAUGGUUGAUGUCAUGGCAGAGAUUGAGUCGUCGAUGGCAACAGACAGGCUCGUUGUGCCGAUAAGUGUCGGGACACCAGUAGAAAUGUUUGAAAAGGGACUACCACGUGCGCACGUCAUCCGUGUCAUGCCCAGCCUGCCCAACGAAGUGUCAGCUGGCAUCGCUGCAUACACCUCGUCCAGCAAAGCCACAACGCAUGACAAAGCCAUCGUUGAGGCCCUCUUCAAGCCCAUUGGCUUCUGUGAGGAGGUGAAGGAAUCCCUGCUGGAUAUCACGGCGCAGCUGGGCGGAGCCGCGUGCGCAUGGCAUGCCAUGAUUAUUGAGGCUCUAGCAGAUGGUGCUGUCAAGAUGGGAAUGCCCCGAGACCUAGCCAACAAACUAGCCCCCCAGUCAAUGAUGGGUGCCGCAAAGCUGAUUAUGGCUAAGGGGAUCCAUCCAGCCCAAGUGAAAGACAAUGUCACGUCACCCGGGGGGACAACGAUACGAGGCGUCCACAUCAUGGAGCAGCGCGGCGUGCGAGGGGCCAUCAUGGAUGCAAUGGAGGGUGCUGUGCUGUACGCUCGAGAAAUUGCCAAAUUGUGAUGGAAACGAGUUGCCUCUGUAGAACUGUCUGAAGUCAAUUUUUCACAUAAGGUCAAUCCGCUAAGCCGAGACCACUGCAGAGCCAAAUUUUAUGUUGAGCAAAAAUGAGCAGAGAGCCAAUCUAAAGUAAUGUCCUUUGAAUGGAUUUUGGCUGUUAAUUGGCAUUUUUUAGCAAAUAGUUUCUGUGCUUUGUGUUUCUAUGCUUUCUCACAAAACUGGUUCAAAGGAACAACCAAAUCAUUUUCCUUCUCAAUGUGCACAAAUUGAUAGAAGUGCAUGUUGGGCCUUUUUCUUAGAGCUCUCAAGCACACAAAUGUGCUACAAGUAGAAAACAUGCUCAGCAGAAAGAGGUUACCAGCCAAAGAGCAUGUGACACAUGCAACUUUACACUGGUUCCCAACUCUCUGCAGAGCAUGUAAAGUUGCUAAGCAAAGUAGGCUCUGCAAAUUAUAGGCACAUAAUUUUAGAAGUGCUCGAGUGUCCGUCAGAAGCACUGCAAUAUGCGAAGCCGACAAUUAUGGACAAAAUCAAUACUCAGAUUAUUCAAAUGAAUGCUGCAUAGACAAGUAAAAGUUAAUUGGCAUUCGCAAAUUAUUAAUUUGAAAAUAUAAGCCACUGAGAUGACCGUAUUUAUGGAGUCCUUUUCAUUUACAUAAAAAUGCAGUGUGCUACUGUAUACAUGUAAAUACACAAAUAUUUUUCCCACUAUGCAGUACUCAUUUUGG